AUGUAUAAUUACUACGACAACCCGAGCUUAUUGGUGUCGCAUACUAACUAUUUAAGGCUUGAAAUAUCAAGAUCUCACAGAAUCUUGUGGUUAUUAGAAGAAUUGAACCUCGAAUAUGAACUAAAGGUAUACAGAAGAACCAGGGAUCCAUCAAUGUCCCUUCUCCGUGCACCACUGGAGUUAAACAAAAUUCGCCAAUUGGGGAAAUCACCUGUUAUCGAGAUCAUUAAGCCGGGUAGGUCCACUCCUGUCAUAUUGGCCGAAACAGGAUAUAUUAUGGACUAUUUGAUCAAACAUUAUGACACCGAACAAAAGUUGGUUCCUAAUAACGAAGAUGACAGAGAAUUGGUCAACUACUACUUGCAAUUUGCCGAAGGUAGUCUUCAGCCAUUCUUGGAGUCAUUGUUGGUCAACAAUAUGGUCACAAAAAUGGCACAACAUGGAGUUGACUCAGUUAACAAAGCGAUCCAGCAAUCAAUAGUUUUUAUUACGGCCCAGAGUUGA
Molecule: messenger RNA, 504 nt
Organism: Debaryomyces tyrocola
Lineage: Eukaryota; Fungi; Ascomycota; Pichiomycetes; Serinales; Debaryomycetaceae
Source: the annotation of a GenBank genome assembly